Messenger RNA from Zootermopsis nevadensis, 6736 nucleotides. Its product is annotated as MFS-type transporter SLC18B1. Gene Ontology annotation, biological process: transmembrane transport. Lineage: Eukaryota; Metazoa; Arthropoda; Insecta; Blattodea; Termopsidae. The record is from RefSeq and is a predicted model, not a curated record. Gene Ontology annotation, molecular function: transmembrane transporter activity.
GUGUAGUACAGGGCGCAUGGUCACUAGAUCUCAUCUGUUAUAUGGUGUUUUGCAAUGCUGCAUUUUACCUUCUACACAUCUAGUGUUUAAAAUAUGUCACCUGUCCCUUGGUAUAUGUGAGAAGAGGAAAAUACACUUGUUUCACUUAAUUUUAGCGUGCUUCCUCUGAUGAAAUGAGAAUGCAGUAUUAAUACACUCAGAUCUCUUCACCAAGUAACAGAAAUCAUUGUGAUUUGGUAUGGAGGCUUCAGAAGUUCAUGAGGGCCCAGAAUCUUCAAAAUCACUCAGUAACAGAGGAACAGAGAGAAAUGUAGAACCCACAUCAGUGGUUCCAGCUUCUUCAACUCCAGAUUUCAAAUCAGCAUGGAAAAGAAGGGCGGAGAAAAGAAAUAGACAAUGCAGAGUACGGGGACAACGAUGUGUUCGCAGUCAAUCAUUACCAGGUUGUCAGCUGAACAAAUACUCUGCUGGUGAAAUUCGACGCAUGCGUGAGCGUCUCCUGAGAACACAGAGGCACCCUGAGCCUGGAUCUAUUAGACAUUUCAGCCGUACCCAAAAACUGGCACUAACUUCUCUAGCUCUUGUUGAUUUUAUCAGUUUCUGCUCAAUGUCCAUUAUGGCACCAUUCUUUCCAAAAGAGGCUUCUCGGAAGGGGAUGUCGGAGACCAUAUCUGGCCUUGUCUUCAGUUUUUAUGCAUUAGUUAUGUUUGUUUCAUCACCAUUAUUUGGAAAGAUUUUACCUCGUGUUGGAGCAAAGUUCCUUUUUAUGUCAGGCAUGUUUGUGGCUGGAAGUUGCAACUUAUUGUUUGGGAUGUUGGUAUACAUUGAGAAUUUCCCAACCUUUACAAUAUACUGUUUUUUGGUCCGUGGGAUGGAAGCACUGGGAGCAAGCGCAUAUGCCACAGCUAGUUACGUGUUUGUGGUCGAUAUCUUCCCAGAUAACAUUGGAUCUGUUCUUGGAAUUCUUGAGACUUUUGUUGGGUUAGGAAUGAGUAUUGGACCUGCACUUGGUGGAAUUCUGUACUCGGUAGGAGGGUUUGGACUGCCCUUCUACACACUUGGGAUUCUCAUGGUAGUCAUCGUGCCUGCCAACUUGUGUUUGUUACCACCAGGGGAUGCUUGCAACAUGGAGAAGAAAAGUGGGUCACUCCUUGAGUUGAUACGAGUUCCAUCAGUGAUCAUGAUAAGCCUGGUGAUUGUGGUCAUUUCUAAUACAUGGGGUUUCCUUGACCCAACUCUAGAACCACAUUUAAGAGAGUUUCAGUUGAAUCCAGAGCACAUUGGUCUUAUCUUUCUCCUGUUCUCUUCUCUGUAUGGAGUAUUCAGUCUAAUAUGGGGUUGGCUUGCUGAUCGUUGUAACAAUCAUUGGUCCAUGAUGGUGUGGGGACUUCUUAUCUGCACUAUUGGAUUACUUCUGUUGGGUCCUUCACCUCUGCUACCUUUUCUUAAAAACACAAUUUGGUUGAACCUGGUUGCGUUAUCAGUUCUUGGAAUCUCAGUAGCACUUACACUCCUGCCAACAUUCCAGGCUGUGUUAGACAGUGCAAUUGAAGGAGGUUGCAGUGAAGAUUUAUCAACAUACAGCUUAGUAGCUGGAGUUUGGUCUUGCAUGUAUUCAUUGGGGGAAGUUACGGGACCAUCAGUAGGUGGAGUAUUAUUAGAAUACUAUGGCUUUCCAAUUUGUUCCACUGUUAUGGCCUGUGCUACUUUUGUGUUGGCACUAGUUACAUUGGUGUUCUUUGUGACAAAAGAGACUAUGCAUCAGAAUAGUAGUGACAAGAUCACUACUGACAGUGGUAUCAGUGAAUAUACAAGUUCCUGGGAUCAAGACAGGGAGCUGGAACAUGAUGGAGUGACUGGGUCAGAAUGUCAGGAGGACAGUCCUCUGCUGGCCAGCGGAUGCCCUGAUCAUGACCUAUACACCAGGGAGAAGGUUGAGUAUUAUGAGACUGCUGUUAAUGCAGAAGAGGACAAUGAUCCAGAUAGACUGUUAGAUGUAAGGAGGACUGUAGGCAUUACUGGAGGUGGUGCCUGUGAAGUUUAGGUUGCAACGAGGAAAGCAUGUUCACUGAGUGCUAAAAACGUCUAUACUCAGUGCACUGAAGAGAAGAUUAAAAGUAAGACUUUUACUACAGCAGUAGUUCCAUCAGUACUGUCUGAAAUGAAACCACACAGAAUGAAAGUUACAGAAGUGUGGAGUGAUAAGUUUUCUGUUGUUAUCUUCUCAUAUUGUCAGGAUUGUUAAUGUUCCUCAACAGUUGACAGCCAGACAUUUGAGUUCAGAUUGAACUGAACUAUAGACAGAUAAAACCAUACAACUUGUAAAGUUCAAGAGAUGGCUCUGUUCAUAUAACAACUUUGGCUCGACACGAUAACUUUUAGACUUUUUGAGCACUUUAAUACAAGCAGAAACUUUUUAUUCAUGUUAGUAAACAUUAAAAAUGCAUGCAAUAUAUUAUAAUGUUUGGUGAAUGGAGGGCUUGAACAAUAAUCUGUACACUGUCACCAGGUACCAUCACAGAAAUAGUAAAUAUUAGCCCAGUCCACUGUUCAUUAUUAAAAAUCCACAUCUUAUUGACACAUACUGAAAAGCAUGUUUGCUGUUGAAUGUAUGCAGGAUAGGGUGAAAAAUUCAUCCACAUAAUAAUUUAAAGCAGCAUUUCAGAACCUUUUUCAGUCUACAUACCCCCUAGUCCCAGAAAGAAACAUUUCUGUUGAUUUAAAGUAUGGCAGCCCUAUUGAAUUAUAAAUACUCACUAAACAAGCAUAAUUUUAAACUUAAGCUCCUCUGUCACUAGAAGGAAUAAUGUAGGCAGUUGGUUAUACUUGAUUCUUGAUAGGGAAAAGAGAAAAGUUGGUUUAAGUAGAAGUGAAAGUGUGUAAUAGUUGAUAUUUAAUUGUAUGUAUUAUCCUACUUCUUAUUUGCUCACAAAGGUUUGAGAGAUGGUAUAGAAGUGUUUGUCCGCCUUUCUAGAGUUGUGGACGCCCUUCCUCUUAACCUUUCUGUUACCACAGAUCCCCUUCCCCAAAAAUAUCUCAUACAUUUAGAUUAAAUAGAAUAAGACUACUAAAAUAUGGAUAGAAAGUAUUGUUUUUUCAUCAUGUUCUUAUUCCAAUGUGGAAGUAAAUAAUGUUAUAAAAUAAUCUUAGAAGUUGCAGGAAUACAGCAUAAGAAGAUAAAAGAGUAGAAUCUACUCAACUUGUGGACCCCUUACGCACAGCUUGCAGAUCACUGAUUGAGAAACAGUAGUGUGGAACACAUUAUGUCAAGAUCAAGUCUGCUUGACUGCCCACUUCUGUUAUUAGAAUAAAAUAAUGUGGGCUAUUAAAAGCCAGAAGGCACAAAUCUUUGAUUCUGUUAGGUGUUAUGAAAUCACAUUAUAAGGUGUUAUUAGUUGGCAUUUAAGUAAGUCUCACACUCUCAAAAGUACAAGAAGUUGCACUCCUAUGUUCUGUGCAUUUUUGCACAUAAGUUCAUAAUUGUUCCAAACUUAUGCCAGUGAAAAUGUUAAUCCCAUCUCUGACAAAGGACCUCAAGUCUUACGAAAAAAUAGAAGCAAUCUAAAAUGUGUAUUUUCUUAUAUUGUGAGGUAAUCAACACAAGCAUAUUUAUGUAUAUUUAUUUUCUGAAAUAAUUAAAAUAAAUAGUUUUUAAAACUCAUUAGUGUAGAAACUAGUGGCUGCCAAUCAUUUUUACUACUGAAAUAAAAGAGGAAAUGAUUCAAUGAAUAGGCAAAGGUAAAGAAGCAUAAAUUAUUUAAACAUGGGAAUUUAUAUUGUUAUUAGUCCAAGCAUAAAAAUUAAAAUGUAUAAAUAAUAUGGAUGUAAAUGCCUGACUGCUAGUAUAAUGAUGAAACUGAGAAGAUGUGUGUGUGAUUCAUUUUUAAUUUGUUUAUCAUUUCCUUGCCCAAACUUAUGAAAAAUUACUUUUCUGUGCUGAAUCCUUAAAAUACAGCAGCUUAAUUAUUCAUUGAUAUGACACUUUUUGUCAACAGUAUAUGUUGUAAGUUAACAGUAAAUACAUUUCUAAUGUAGAAACAAAUUAGUUUUCAGAUGGCUGUUUUCUUGGAUGUUGCACAGUGUAUUUGGUUUUCCUACUUAUAAUUUAUUUCUUAUACCUAAUGAGUUUCAGUGCACUGAUUAGAGAAUAAUAAUGAAGUCUACAUAUAUUGAUAAUACUGCAUCAUUAAAUAAGAUCAAUAUUAAAUUUAAACAAAUGAGUGAAUGAGAAUGUGGAAGGAUAUAUUAGUUGUGAACUUUUAUGUUUACAGUCCACGGUGCUUAGAUUUUUAAUUAUUAAAUUAUGUAAGUGAAUAUUAAAAGUUUUCACUUCACUGUAACAUUGAAUUUAAUAUAAUGUAAAAUGGAAAAUAUAUUUUAUUGCCAAAAUUUGUCAAUGAACAACAUGGUGUUUGCCAUGUUAGUGGAAUAAUGGCUUAAGUACAUUGUCGUGAAAUUGUGGUGUUGGAGAAAGAAGACUGAAAUCAUUAAACAGAGUGAGAAUUGGAAGGAAAUUUAAUUGCUAAAGGCAGCUAAAGAGUAGGAUUUUACUUUAUGCCCUAUUGGAUGAAAGAAACAAAAAGGACCAGAUACCAAAGCUUGUCCACAUUGCACUGCUGCUAUCACAGGGGCACUACUCAGUCUCAUUAUAAAAUCUGUGACUUGAUUUGUGGCAAACUGAUUGGCACAUAUAAUGAACAAAGUUCAUUCUGGGAGGAAAUGUGUUAUGCUUAAUUUUGAAAUCUGUAUAUGCUUCUGCAGUACAGACAGGACUGAAACUUAAGUACACUUUCUAAGUGAGUUUGCAGAAUCCUACAGCAGCAUGUACGAAAAUGACCAACUUCUGGGAUGUUGCACUGUGUAGUCUAUAUGGUGCAACAUCCCAAGUUAUGAAUGCCUCUAGUUUGUCUGAAGGCAUAUCCUGCAAGCUGAACAGUCAUGUCUAUUAUUGUACAUUGACAUUUAAAAGCCUGUUUAAAAUAAGUUGUAAGGACAUCUACAGAAUGUAAAUAUUUUACAGGAUAAAGGUUAAUUACAUUGGUUGUGCAGUAUCAUCAUCAGUUUCCUUUUAAUGUUGGGUACCUGGACAACAAAUGUAAGGAACUCGGUUGAAUGGGACAUAAGUUAGUCAAUAAAAGUGUAGUCCCCACAUUAACAAUUAAGGUCAGCCAUUGUCCAAUCAUUUGUGUGGUAGCAAAAUUAAAAUAUUAUGAAAUGUAUAAUUAUUAUUAUUUACUUGUUUAAAAGCAACAAAUGUUGAAGUGCUGUUACUAUUUAUAAUGAAUUAAUGUAAAAUUCUUCCAAAGACAUUGCAUGGUUUAAUAGCUGCACUGCAAAUGAAGUCCCUCUUUUUAAAUACUGUGAUAGUGACUAGUUAGUUUUCAUCUGAAUGUAAAGAUAAGAAUUGGAUCCUAGACUUUAUAAUUCCAUUACUCACUUCCUUGAAUAAUGAAAAUAUUAUUAUUUGUUAAACACCAAGUAAAUGUUUGCCUAAAUGUAUGUAUACAAGCCUCAGACCUGGUCUCCUGGUUUAGUUAAUACUGCAGAAGACCAGGUUUGAAGCUAGCUCUACCAGGGAGCCCAACAACUAGGAUUUCUGUCCUUUCUGUUUUACCCUAGUACAGAAGAUAUUCCAGCUUCCAAAACAUAUUUUUAAUGGACAGAGUAUAUAUAAAAACACUUUUACAGAUUAUAGUGUAAAUGGCUUGAACAUAUAAGACAUUAAUGAUUUCAGAUAUCAUCUAUCAUGCUUUCACUACCACCUUUACUAUGAUAGUACUACUAAUUUUUCCUGUUGAACAUGUUACAAAUCUUCAUUUGAAGCCAACAUUUUCCACAAGUAAGAAUGUUACAAAGACUUGGUGCUUCCUGUGUAUUGCUGGAAGAAUUACUCGUUUCUGAGAACUGCAGAAUUCAUGAUCUAUUAAUAUUGCUAAGUAUAGAUGCCAUUUCCAUCUGUUAUGAAGGAUUUUGUGCAAAUAUUCCCUUAAUCCAUUAAGGAAAUUCAACAGGCAUCUGCCUGUCUAUUUGUAAAAGUCACAUAUUUCACACAUAAAUUCUUCAGCAGAUCCUUUAGUUGCAGAAGGCCUCUCAAUAAUUUUGCUUGGUGGAUCCCUCGCACAUUUACAUUGAAAGUGUUGCGCAGUGUCAUGAUAAACUAAAACACAAAAUGACUUUUCUACUUUGGACACCAUUUAGUAAUACUACUGACGGCAGCUGCACAUGUCUGGAUUGUGCAAGAAUGCAAAUAGUUUUUGAGUUGAACUUUCAGAUGAUCACUACUACAUAUUAAAAUAAUAAAGAGAACGAUUUGUAUUUAUUAUAUUUCUGUGACUGUAAAGACAGUGAUAUCAGAAUUAUUAUAUAAUUUUUGCAUAAAUAUGUAGAUUUGGGGUAUUUCCAGUCCUGAGAUAUAAUCUCUUGAUCUUGUGAAUCUUGUAUUAACUAGAACAGGAAAGACUGAGAUUUUGUUGAAAUAUUUUUAGCUCUUUUAUUGAGUAUCACUGUAAUAUUAAGAGAUUAUGUUCUUACUGCAGCCUUUAUUUAGCAGGAUAAACAAGCUGUAACAUAUAAUUUCUUAUUCUGCCUUUAAAUAUAUGUAUUACGGUCACAAAUCUAGUAAGACUGCACUUAAAUGUAAAUAUUGUAUUACAAUGAUUGUAACAUCUGCCUUUUACAAAUUUACCUUAAAGAACAAGGAAAAAGUGAUAAAUAAUAUACUUAAUGUUCUGUUGAA